AGCUGGGCCUUUAACCCAAUCGUCCCGGAUCUCCUACUGCACAAACUCACCCAUCUGUCUGCCCCUACUCCCCACCCCACCAAGUAGCUAGGACACGCUCGAGGCGAGUGGAGGUAGAGCGUUUCAGUGCACUGCUGCCUGCGUUCAGUUCGGGUAGACGGCGUGUUAACGGAAGCAAGCAGUUCAUUGUGCUGCAUAAAGUUGCACACUACGACGUGCGAUUGAGAGAAGGAAACUUGGAAUAAUUUUUCGUAGAUCCGUGAACAUGGAGGGACGUUCUGCUGUUUGGCUCCUGGCUGCGCUGCUGCUGCUGGAGGCUCUGAUCUCUGCUGAAGCCCAGAACACACUGAAGUACCUGGAAGUUGGAGGUAAACUGGUCCUCAAACCUAAACCCUCCGACACCAUCAGAAGCAUCACGUGGAAAUUCAAGGAUGGCAUUGUGGGUGAAUUUAACAAAGAGACGUUGCCCUUGGAGUAUUCCCCAGUGUAUAAGGAUCGUGCCAAGGUGGACACAACCACGGGAGAGUUGGAGAUCAGCAACAUGACGAAGACCGACAGUGGACUGUACACGGUGGAGAUAAACGACAGGAUUCAGGAUGGAGGUUAUGAUGUCAGAGUGAUCAAACAGGUGCCGGAGCCUAGAGCUAUUAUGAGACCUCUCACAUGUACCCAGAGCUCAGAGAGUUGUUCACUGAGCUGUGGUGGAGACAUUACAGAGGCUGGACCGGUCACUUUUUAUUUUAAGAAGGGAGAUGGAGGUUGGGAGAAGGGAGAUCAGACCAUAACAAUCAUGAAUAAUAACGACACACAUGCUGUUGAAACGUUCUCCUGCCGGAUGGAGAAUCCACUUGGUCAGAAAGACAGUGAACCCGUGGACAAUCCGUUCUAUGUGAAAUCCAACCCUGGGCUGAUUGUGGGUAUUGUUCUUGGAGUCCUUGCUGUGGUUGGUGUUAUUGGUGGUGUUAUUGUUGGUCUGUUCCUGAAGAAACAGAGAAGUGGCAAUGGAACUGUUACCACACCAGCAGCUUCUACUAUAGAGAAUGGAGAUAAGCCAGAGGAAAGACCACUCAAAGACAUGAGCCCUGAAGGGAUUCCUGAUUCCAAAGAAGAUGUAUGAAGCUGUGAGCCUCCAUAGAAAACCGCGUCAGAGCUUCCUGUUACUAGUUUGGUUUUCUUAUUUUUAUUAUUUCAGCAUCCUGCAUUGUGACUUCCAAAAAGAACGAACUCGGGGAAGUAUGAUUGUUGUUCUUUUCUUUUUCUAAACCUGUUCACAGGUUGUUUUCCCUUCAUGAGUCAAACAUUUGGUAAAAUGUGAAACGACUCCACAGACGGAUGCAGGAUUUUAAAUCCAGAGUUUCUCCUCACAGUAUUACAGAGGAGGAUCAGGCACUCAGAUAGUUUUACUCAAACAAAAUAAUCAGCAGCACAGUGUGGAAAUACGCUGUUACAAGUAAAAGUUAUGCCUUUUAAUGUUUUACUUAAAAUGCACGCAUCAAAAUAAAAUGACAAAAGUUCUUGUUUUGUAAAUUAUCCUGUUUUCAGUGAUGCUUCAUGGGUGUUCAUGGAGACAAUGUGCUGGUUUGUUGCCAUAUUUCAGUGAGAUUGGUUCAUUAUUUCACUCAGAAAAAAUCAGAUCAUGAGGGGAUGAUGCAAAUAAUUUUAUUUUAUUGUUUUUGCUACAUUCUGUCCUAAUCCUGAAUGUCGUCUUACAUCACGAGGAAAUGAUUUGUAACAUCACAGCACUUUAUCAGUAACAGUAUGAGGUGACACACUUUAAAUUCUACAAAACAUUUGCAGCUCCUGUUAUUCUGAUCUCUCAUUUGGUAAUAUUGCAAUAAUUAGUUUCAUAUUUUGACUAAUUCUGCAUCUCUAAUGUACAUCUCAUUAUUUGUUUGUAAUCACUUUUAGGUGGAGCUGAUUUUAGUGAUUUCAUAAACUGCUGGUUUGCUUUUCUACAAAGUCUUAAUAUAGAAAUAAUCAUUUUAUUUCUACAUUCUGUUUGGUCUUAUUUUUCUGAAUCAUGAUGAAGGGAAAACACGGAUAUUUAGGGCUGCAAACCAACAGUUACUUUAAUUAUUAGGUUUAAUCUGAGCAUUAUUUUGGUCUUUGCUUCUGUAAUGACAUAUAAAUUACACUGUGCUGUGUUACUUUCUGAUGAUGCAGCAUUUGGACGAUCCCAUUCAAUCCAGGAGAGGCAUUAUGAAACUGCUGUUUAGUUUCUUGUCAUGAUGGCAAACAGGAAUGCUCUCUUGUUGGUGCCUCUAUAGAAUCACGGCGCUUUAUUAGUAAUAAUAUGAGGGGACAUAUUUUAAAUUUAAUUUGGCAAUAUUGCAAUAAUUUGGUUCAUGUUUUGACUAAUUCUUCAUCUCUAAUAUACAGCAUUUGUUGAUAAUUAUUGAUGCGUCACUUUAAGGUGGAGCUAAUUUAGUUUUUUAUUUUCUGCACAGCUUUAGUAUCUAAGUAAUAUUUGGAGUUUUAGAAUGUAUUUUAUCUUGUUUGUCUGAAUCUGAAAGAGUGAAAAGACACAUAUUCAGGGCUGCAAACCAUCAGAUGUUGGUUUGAAUCUGAGGACUAUUUAGUCGUUCUUUGCUUCUCUAAUGACGUGUAAAUUCUACUGUGCUGCUUUCCAUACUGCAGCAUUCCAUCCAUCCCUUUCAAUCCAGGAGGUGCUGUUUAGUUUCUUAUCAUGACAGGACCAUGCUGUUAUUACUCAGCAGGGAUUCUUGGGAAGAGCUGUACCAAUGUACUUCCACAGAUGAGGAACUGCUCGAGGCUGACGUAAUAACUUUGAAUGUGAGGCUCCUAAACAUCACUGUUAGCCACGUUCAGACUGCUGGGACUGGAUUUCUGCUGCCUCACGUGUGUCAGAGACAUAUUUAUAUGAACUGUUUGGCCUUCAUUUGUCUUUCUGUGACAUGAAUUGGACCUGUGUGAAACAUCAGUACCACAGCAUUUUUACCACUCCUACAUGUCAGUUAAUGUUCAGUCUGUGCUCUUUUUAUUGCACUGUUCUCUGAUGUGUUCUUGCUUUUGUUGUGCCUUCUGUCUAAUCACUGAGAUGUUUUUGGACUUAAAAUUAAAAUGGAGUCCUUUUUUUUUCUUAAAGACGGCCAUAUUUGCUAAUUUAUAUUUAGAAUUUGUUCAUUUGUAUUAUCAGAGGCCUUAUGAAUAAACGUGUGUGUUGCUGUACAGAUGUACCAAAGGUGUGUUUCUGUAUCAACAACAGAAAGGAGAGAAAAUAAACGAGGCCGCCCUGCCUGACAUGGA
This is a messenger RNA of Acanthochromis polyacanthus (spiny chromis), 3267 nucleotides long. RefSeq lists its product as uncharacterized. The coding region runs from base 266 to 1117 and encodes 283 amino acids. The record is from RefSeq and is a predicted model, not a curated record. The transcript is spliced from 2 exons. Lineage: Eukaryota; Metazoa; Chordata; Actinopteri; Pomacentridae.